AUGUUCGACUACGAGAGUCCGUCCCACCCGUUUUUGAUCCUCGCUCAGCGAUUAAGCCGGACCGAUGGGAAGCGUGUCGUCAUAAUCGACAACGCCUGCAACAUCCAAAACUACUGCAUGCAACGAGAGCCCUGGAUCUUUCGAAACAUUUGGUUCCUCGUGGAUCGACUGGACUAUGCAAACCACAUCAACUGCUCCAGCUGCGGGUACAUGAGGAGAGACAACUUCAUGCUGUUCAUUCAACACUACAUGGCAACGUUAAAUCACCGUCGAGUCAACACGAUUCAAGUGGAAUGUCAAGUUCGAAGCAGCUUUAAGUCAGCCCAAUGGCAAGAACUCAACGCGAUGCUGUCGGAGAUGCAAGGCGCCAUUCAACCACCCGCGACACAGCGACCGUGA
This is a messenger RNA of Aphanomyces astaci, 399 nucleotides long. RefSeq lists its product as hypothetical. The transcript is spliced from 2 exons. The record is from RefSeq and is a predicted model, not a curated record. The coding region runs from base 1 to 399 and encodes 132 amino acids. NCBI's taxonomy places the organism in Eukaryota, Oomycota, Saprolegniomycetes, Saprolegniales, Verrucalvaceae.